Messenger RNA from Hordeum vulgare subsp. vulgare (domesticated barley), 2913 nucleotides. RefSeq lists its product as uncharacterized. The record is from RefSeq and is a predicted model, not a curated record. The transcript has 24 exons. Gene Ontology annotation, molecular function: methyltransferase activity; oxidoreductase activity. Bases 49 to 2652 code for a protein of 867 amino acids. Lineage: Eukaryota; Viridiplantae; Streptophyta; Magnoliopsida; Poales; Poaceae.
UACAAGGGGAAGAGGGAGGGCGUCUACCAAGCACAUCGGCAGGGCAGGAUGAGGGUGGCGGUGGUCGGCGGCGGGGUGAGUGGGCUGGCGGCGGCGCACGAGCUGCUCGCCGCGAGCGGCGGAGGCGACGUGCGUGUCACCCUAUACGAGCAGGAGGAGAGCCUCGGAGGGCGUGCGAGGACGGUGGCCGUCGACGACGGCGCCGGACGCCUCCAGCUCGACCUCGGCUUCAUGAGCUUCAAUCAGGUAACAUAUCCCCACAUGAUGGAACGGUUAGAAGGGCUCGGGGUGGAGAUGGAGAGAUCGAACAUGUCUUUCUCAGUGAGCACACAAUUGAAAGGCGGCGGUGGAGGAUGUGAGUGGGGAAAUGACAACGGUAUCUCAGGUCUCCUGGCACGAAAAACCAACAUAUUGAAACCCAGUUUUUGGCGCAUGGUCUAUGAUAUAAUCAAGUUCAAGAAUGAUGCUCUGACGUACCUGGAGGACCAUGAACAGAACCCUGAUCUGGACCGUAAUCAGACAUUGGGGCAGUUCACUCAGUCGCACGGAUAUUCCCUAUCGUUUCAAGAGGCUUAUCUUAUUCCAGUCUGCACAGGCAUGUGGUCAUGUUCACCACAAGAUGUUUUGAGCCUGUCUGCUUUCUUUGUCCUGUCAUUUUGCCGAAACAAUGGCCUUCUUCAGCUGUUUCGUCACACCCAGCUGCCCACUGUCAAGCCUCGUUCACAGUCCUAUGUAAACAAGGUAAAAGGAGAAUUGGAGAGCAUGGGCUGUCUAAUUAAAACCAGCUGUCGGGUCAAAUCUGUCUCAAGCCUUUAUGACGGAGCAGCUGGCUACAGAGUCUUGGAGAAUGAUGGUUCAGAGGAGACAUACGACAGUGUCAUCCUUGGGGUCCAUGCACCCAAUGCUCUCAAAGUGCUAGGAGCUGAAGCUACACAUCAUGAACUGCGAAUUCUAGGUGCUUGUCAGUAUGUCCAAAGGGAUAUAUACCUCCAUUGUGAUAAAAAUCUGAUGCCCCGAAAUUCGUCGGCAUGGAGCGCGUGGAAUUUCCUGGGGACAACUAGUAGGGGAUUUUCUGUUACUUACUGGCUAAACCAAAUUCAGAAAAUUAAAUCUGUCAUGCCUUUCCUGGUGACACUCAAUCCCCCUUGUGUUCCGAAUCAUGUACUGCUUAAAUGGAAUACAAGCCUUCUUGUUCCAUCUAUGGCCGGGGCGAAGGCUUAUCUUCAGCUUGAUCAGAUCCAGGGAAAGAGAGGAAUAUGGUUCUGUGGGGCAUAUCAAGGUCACGGCUGCCAUGAAGAUGGAUUGCAGGCUGGGAGAGCAGCAGCUCAAGGUUUGCUUGGAAAGAAAUGUGAGCUUUUGCUGAACUCAAAGCAGAUGAUUCCAUCAUGGACCGAGGCUGGUGCACGCCUUGUAGUUGCAAGAUUUUUCAACCUAUAUGUAUCCAUUGGUAACUUAAUAUUCGUCGAAGAAGGAGGCAAUGUGUUCAGCUUUGGUAAAGCUUGUGAUAAAUGCCGUAUAAAAUCUGUAAUCCGAGUUCAUGACCCCUUGUUCUAUUGGAAGGUUGCAACAGAAGGAAAUCUUGGCUUGGCAGAAGCCUAUAUUAACGGAAGUUUUUCUUUUCUUGACAAGAGAGAAGGCCUUCUGAAUCUUUUACUGAUUCUCAUUGCUAACAGAGAUGAGCGUAGGAAUCGACGCGUUGCCAGAAAAGGGGGUCGGUGGACACCCUUGCAUGUAAUAGCUAAACUGGCACAUGCUAAAUACAUUUUGCGCGAAGUCUCAAGGAAGAAUACUGUGACACAGACUCGUCGAAACAUCUCUCAGCACUAUGAUCUUAAUAAUGAUUUUUUCUCUCUUUUUUUGGAUAAAUCAAUGACUUACUCUUGUGCAGUUUUCAAGGUGGAGAAUGAAAGCUUAGAAGCAGCCCAGCAACGUAAGCUUAGCCUUCUAAUCAACAAGGCUAAAGUCAAGAGGGGGCAUCAUGUUCUUGAUAUUGGUUGCGGCUGGGGAAGUUUAGCAAUACAAGCGGUGAAGCAAACUGGGUGCAAAUACACUGGAGUCACUUUGUCCGCACAGCAGCACAAAUACGCAGAGAGAAUAGUAAGAGAAGCCGGCUUAGAGGACCACAUAACUUUUCUGCUGUGCGACUACCGUCAAAUACCACCUUGCAAGUAUGGUGCAAUCAUAAGCUGCGGCAUGAUCGAACAUGUUGGCCAUGAAUAUAUGGACGAAUUUUUUGCCUGUUGUGAGUCUUACUUGGCUGAAGAUGGCAUAUUGGUCCUCCAGUUCAUCUCAGCUCCAGAGGAACGGUACGAGCAAUACAGAAGGAGGACGGACUUCAUAAAGGAAUACAUAUUUCCUGGUGGCUGCCUUCCUUCUUUGGCCCGUGUAAUGUCUGCCAUGACCACGUCAUCAAGGUUCAGCAUAGAGCAUGUGGAGAAUAUUGGGCCACAUUACUACACGACUCUGAUGCGCUGGAGGGACAACUUCAUGAUCAACAAAGAUGAAAUUUUGGCCCUGGGCUUUGAUGAUAAGUUCAUGCGUAUCUGGGAGUACUACCUCAUAUUCUCUGCGUCUUGCUUCAAGUCACGAACACUUGGAGAUUACCAGGUUGUUUUCUCUCGUCCAGGCAACCGUCGGCUAGCCGUGCCUUGAUAGCCGUCAGAUAUCCUUGUCCGUUCAGCUAUCGAACCAUUAAUCUUUUAUAAUUGCUAGCCUGUUCCACCUUUGCUUUAGUUAUUUCUACGUAUUUGCCAAUAAUCUUUGUUCCCUGAUGGAACUGUAGUGGGCUGCUGACAAACCAGCCAAGGAUGUGUGUACUUUUAUGCCUGAUGCCCUUUUAUGUUCAGUACAUACAUUGCAUGGUAUUGUAUCUUUAUUUUCUACGAUCUGUAAAUGUUUGAAUAGUGUUAUUUA